Messenger RNA from Camelina sativa (false flax), 1004 nucleotides. RefSeq names its product ethylene-responsive transcription factor ERF003. Gene Ontology annotation, biological process: regulation of DNA-templated transcription. Lineage: Eukaryota; Viridiplantae; Streptophyta; Magnoliopsida; Brassicales; Brassicaceae. Gene Ontology annotation, molecular function: DNA-binding transcription factor activity; DNA binding. The record is from RefSeq and is a predicted model, not a curated record.
UCUCUCUCUCACGAAGCUAAAGCCAAUAGUACUUAUAGCCACCCUUCACUCUUCCAAAAACGCUCCUUCACUCUCAUCAUAUCAUUCUUUCUUUCUUCACUUUCAUAACAUUUCCACAAAACACAAACACUAAACCCACCUGAACCAUAUUCUCCAGUCUCUACAAUUAAUCACUAAUGGCACGACCACAACAACGUUUCCGAGGCGUUAGACAGAGGCAUUGGGGCUCAUGGGUCUCCGAAAUUCGUCACCCUCUCUUGAAAACAAGAAUCUGGUUAGGGACAUUUGAGACGGCUGAGGAUGCGGCUAGGGCUUAUGAUGAGGCGGCGAGGCUAAUGUGUGGCCCAAGAGCACGUACCAAUUUCCCUUACAACCCUAACGCCGUUCCUACUUCCUCUUCCAAGCUUCUCUCCGCCACUCUCACAGCCAAACUCCACAAAUGCUACAUGGCUUCUCUUCAGAUGACCAAACAAACGCAAACUCAAACACAAACGCAGAACGCAAGAUUACGGCCCGCGGAGACCGAUGGGGACAUCAACUGCGUGAUGGCCAACGUAAAUCAGUUUAACAGGGGAGGAGGAGGAGGAGGAGUAAUGACAGAGACGACUGAGAUCAAGUGGGAAGAUGGAAACACGAAUAUGGAACAGAACUUUAGUCCCUUGGAGGAAGAUCAUAUUGAGCAAAUGAUUGAGGAACUGCUUCACUACGGUUCCAUUGAGCUUUGUUCUGUUUUACCAACUCAGACGAUGUGAGAAACGGCCCUGUCGUUUUAGCGUAUUCUUUUUAUUUUAUUUUACUUCCACAAAACGGCGUCGUUGAGUAGUAGUGAUGAGAGAAGAAGAAGAAGAGAGGACAAAGGCUAAUUUCAAAGACAUUUUGAUCUGAAUUGGCCUCUUUUGAAACACUGAUUCUAGUUUCUAUAAGAGCAAUCGAUCAUAUGCUAUAUUAUGAUGUAAUGUAUAGUAUCUUUUUAUGAUAUAAAAAUUGUUAUCAAGUUCUUUGUC